AUGCCGGUACUCGCGCGCAUGCUAGUGGCCAGCCCCAGGCGUGCAGAGGCAGUACAUGUAAUUUUCUCAUUGGCAGGGCCGCAAAAACGGGGGCCGCUGACUGGAGGCGUCGAACGGGGCUGCAGACGCACGACUGUAUGGAAUCUGCAAGGCCCGGCCAAGCCUGUGGGCGAGUUCACGGUCGAGUUCGCAGCCAAGUGGGCCCGCUGGCAGCAGUGGCAGCACGAGGGCGAGGGCGAGGGCAGCGGCGUCGCCAGCGCGGCCUCGGGGAGGCUUUUGCGUUGCGGUGCUCCGAAGAGGACGAGUUGGGCAGACUUUUCUGUGUGGCCCGAGUCAGGCAAGGGAGGCUCUACGCCGGAACGGCGGACCCUUUUGUCUCGCCUUGGCAUGAGCUGGCCGGCCGGCCGACGAGCGAGCCAGCCAGCCCGCCAGUCAGCCCGCCCAUUCCAGCCAGUCGGCCAGUCGGCCAGUCAGCCAGUCAGUCGCCCACUCUCACUCACUCAGCCUGAGCCACAGGCGUUGGCCACCCCGUCCAGCAGCACGGCGUCGCCGUCCAUCGUGGGCUGUAGUCGUAGUGCUGCGCGGGCUGCGUGGCAGAGGGGCCGUGGCGCUGGCGGGGGCGAUGGCGAUGGCGAUGAUGGUGAUGAUGAUGAUGAUGGUGGUGAUGGCAAUGGCAAUGGCAACGGCAACGGCGACAAUGGUCGUGGUCGUGGUCGCGGUCGCGGUCGUGGUCGUGCACAGGCAUGCCUCGAUGCUCAGGUCUCAGGUGCUGCUGCGCUCGACGCUCGACGGGGAAGGCGUUGCUGGCCCUGGGCCGGGGAGGGGGGGAAGGAGCGGCAGGCGCUAGGCCGCGUUGGUCAUGGUUCUCGGGGAAGCUGGAACACCCUGUCACUGACGCCACUUAUGCAAGUGCGAACGCGACCAUCACGGGCCCCCCGCGCAGGGAUGCGACGAGCAAAGAAGCGUCGACUAGAGCAAACGCAAAAACCCUUUCUGUAUACCUAUCCGUUGGCUGCCCGCGCCUGCCCGCACCACUCUCUCCUCCUCCUACACAUACAUCUCCUUCUCUCCUCCGCCUCGACUCCACGCUUCCUCUGCCCUUGGUUUGCUCGCCGCGCCCUCGCCUGCUGUGCCCACCCCCCACCCUUGACCACGCCCACAUCUGGUGCCCGCCUCUCUCUAUUGUCCCCAUCCGCGCCUGCACUAGCAACCACAACGUAA
Exserohilum turcica Et28A is the source of this 1221-nucleotide messenger RNA. RefSeq lists its product as uncharacterized. The record is from RefSeq and is a predicted model, not a curated record. NCBI's taxonomy places the organism in Eukaryota, Fungi, Ascomycota, Dothideomycetes, Pleosporales, Pleosporaceae. The coding region runs from base 1 to 1221 and encodes 406 amino acids. The transcript has a single exon.